This is a messenger RNA of Dothidotthia symphoricarpi CBS 119687, 1338 nucleotides long. RefSeq lists its product as uncharacterized. Lineage: Eukaryota; Fungi; Ascomycota; Dothideomycetes; Pleosporales; Dothidotthiaceae. The transcript has 2 exons. The record is from RefSeq and is a predicted model, not a curated record. The coding region runs from base 1 to 1338 and encodes 445 amino acids.
AUGCCUGCGGAACGUCGAGCCGUCCCGUCGUUCAGGCCAGUCAAGACUGAGCGCACGCACGAGGAGAACCAGGAGCGUGCAUACAUUGCCGCAUCGCGACGCAGCGACCGUAGUCUCGAGGCUCGCAUUGAGUCUGCCCGCAGAGCGUCUGAGAUCCACAAGAAGCGAACUGGUCGCGCCCUGCGUGUUACCGAGCAGGAUGUCAUCAACGAAGAAAUGUAUGAGGAAGAAGAUGACGACUUGCCCACUCAAUACCAGCGACUGAACGCCCACCUGCAUACCACGUCGGUCAUGUUCAACAAGAAGCUCCACGACUACAUCGCCACCCAGCAUGGUGUAAGGAACAUGUUCAUGUCACAGUACCAGAACCCUUCCUUCCAGUCCCAGCCAUACAACAACCAAUACGCAGCCAACUCUAGCUCAUACCCACAAGGCAACAAUUGGUUGAGCCCGUCCAUGCUUCCUCCUCAGCAAUUCAACUCCGCCAUACCACAAGGCUUCAGCCAACACGUCCAGCCUCAACCUUCCAGCCCUAGUAUUGCCCAACCACACGGCUUUCGGCAGUCACCUUACCACAUCCCCCAACGGUCACCGCACCAGCGGUCCGCUUCCAUCCAGUUCCCUCAUGCGAUGCCUAGCUACGAGCCAUCCACGUCGCAGGCCACGAACGGUACAAGCACAUCUCAGGCUGAUCAGAUAAGGAGGAUGUCUUUCCCGCCACAGGCUUUUGAACGUUCACGUCAACGACCAACACCAUCGCGAACGACUACCUCCCAGUCGACACAGCAGCCCUCGUCGCCACAAACUGUAACAUCUGGUGCGUCGCCAAGUUCUGGUCGAGCUACCCCUCAACACCAGAGUGAUGUCGACACGCCAGCAUCGCUUGCAUUCAGUCCAUCCAGCUAUGUCAUGCACCCACAAAUGCUAGGCACAAACCCUCUCUCACUGUCUUUGCCUCCUGAGUCACAGCAACUCAUUGGCUCGGCAUUGGAUCCUCAUGACCCACGUACCGCCUUAUUCAUGGCAGGCAGUGACAAUCUCCCUCAACCGUUCGCUCCCACAUAUACCUACAACCCAAAUCAUUCGCCUAAACAUACAAAGACAGUCGAUUCGGGUUGCGCCACUCCCACAAAUGGCAUCAAGUCUGAGCAUCCUGUGGCCAUGCCGUCCACAACUACACCAAUUUCGGAUGGCUUUUUCUCCAAUGAGGCAUUCCUCACACCUGGGAAUUGUGAUUACAACGGCUUCUUUGACUUCCAUGGGGACUACGCAUCGCACGUCGAUGAGCAUGGCGCAAAUGACCAGCUAGACGGUAACAACUUCGUCAACUGGGAUUAG